This is a messenger RNA of Vespa mandarinia (Asian giant hornet), 2938 nucleotides long. RefSeq lists its product as uncharacterized. The record is from RefSeq and is a predicted model, not a curated record. Lineage: Eukaryota; Metazoa; Arthropoda; Insecta; Hymenoptera; Vespidae.
AAUGCUCUCAACGUUUGCUCGGGACGAAGAAGUCAGAACUCUAUCUCGGGACGCCGAAGCUCCCGCGAGACAUGCGUUCGUUUUGACUCGCCCUCUUCGCUCAGUUGAUUGUGUUAACAAGAGCACAUUCCUAAAAUUAGUGAGAUGUGGAAGCUGCUGUGGACCGCCACCCUCGUGGCGGCACUUUCCACGUGCAAUGCAAAGCAUAUUGAAAGGGAUAAACGAGCGAUAGAGAAUUAUCCAAUACCCCAAAGAGCAUUCGAUGGAUAUCACUAUCAGUCACCGAGCAAGCCUUUCCCUUUACCUUCUACUAAAGGUACUUCAACGACAACGCCGUACCAAAAUCGACCAGAUAAGCCAAUUACAUCAACAACGCCACCAUAUUCAACUUCGACAAAAUUAACUACACCGAGGGUGAUAACCACACCACCAAUUAAUCCAACGACAUCUCAUCCAGGAUAUCCAAAAUCAACACCAACGAUUCCUUUCACACUACCACCAAAAACACCAUCCAGACCACCAUAUCAACCCCCUCAAACACCAAGCAGACCAUAUCAACCACCACAAACGCCAUCCAUACCACCAUAUCAACCUCCCCAGACUCCAGCCAGGCCACCAUAUCAACCCCCACAGACACCAUCCAGACCUCCAUAUCAACCCCCACAGACACCAUCUAGACCUCCAUAUCAACCACCACAGACACCAUCCAGACCUCCAUAUCAACCCCCACAAACACCAUCUAUACCCCCAUACCAACCCCCACAGACACCAUCCAGACCACCAUAUCAACCACCACAGACACCAUCUAGACCUCCAUAUCAACCCCCACAAACGCCAUCUAUACCCCCAUACCAACCUCCACAGACUCCAACCAGACCACCAUAUCAACCUCCACAAACGCCAUCCAUACCCCCAUAUCAACCUCCCCAGACUCCAACCAGGCCACCAUAUCAACCACCACAGACACCAUCCAGACCUCCAUAUCAACCCCCACAAACGCCAUCUAUACCCCCAUACCAACCUCCACAGACUCCAACCAGGCCACCAUACCAACCUCCACAGACUCCAACCAGGCCACCAUAUCAACCCCCACAGACACCAUCCAGACCACCAUAUCAACCACCACAGACACCAUCCAGACCUCCAUAUCAACCCCCACAAACGCCAUCUAUACCACCAUAUCAACCACCACAGACACCAUCCAGACCACCAUAUCAACCACCACAGACACCAUCCAGACCUCCAUAUCAACCCCCACAAACGCCAUCUAUACCACCAUAUCAACCACCACAGACACCAUCCAGACCUCCAUAUCAACCCCCACAAACACCAUCUAUACCCCCAUACCAACCUCCACAGACUCCAAUCAGGCCACCAUAUCAACCCCCACAAACGCCAUCCAGACCUCCAUACCAACCUCCACAGACUCCACCAUAUCAACCACCACAGACCCAAUCCAGACCACCAUACCAAACAACACUCCAUCCAGGAUAUUCUAAAUCGACGCCAAAGAUACCUUUCCCAUUGCCAACUAAAACACCGAAACCACCUACAUCAGAACAACCUUCUACGAGACAACCUGUACCGUCUCCAACUAAACCGACCUACAUCCCUCCACCAACCCAGCCGCCUACUAGACCAACGCGGCCAAUUUAUUUACCUCCAACAUCAGAACAUACUAGACCAACUGCGUAUCAACCACCAACGCUGCCUUCUACUAGACCAACUUCAUAUCAACCACCAACGCUGCCUUCUACUAGACCAACUUCAUAUCGACCACCAACACUGCCUUCUACUAGACCAACUUCAUACCAACCACCAACGCUGCCUUCUACUAGACCAACUUCAUAUCAACCACCAACGCUGCCUUCUACUAGACCAACUUCAUAUCAACCACCAACGCUGCCUUCUACUAGACCAACUUCAUAUCAACCACCUUCUACUAGAACACCAUCAAAGUUUCCUACUAAACCAACAUCAACGUCUCCUACUAAACCAACCUAUCUACCUCCUAAAACAACAUAUAAACCUACACCAACACCCACUAAACCACCUUCACCAUUAACAACGAGAUCUACUUACAAACCACCAACCUAUCUUCCACCAGAAACUACCACGAUACGUCCAAUCAUAACUACUCAAUCUACAACAAGAUUUACAACACCGCCGACUUUUUCUACUACCAGAACAACCCCUUACAUACGUACUACACAACCUUCAUCCUAUCUUCCACCGAUAUCUACGAAAUCAACAUCAACUCAUACCUUUGAAACGAAAACCCCAUACGUUUCAAUCAAAACAACGCCGAAACCAACAAGGGCAACUUAUCUUCCACCGGAUACUACUAAGCAUAUAUCUACGAUAACAACGCCAUCUACGCCAAUUUAUACUCCGUCUAUUAUAACCGUGACGCCAACUCCGUCCAUUUCAACGAAAAGCACGACAUAUGGCACUAGGCCUUCUCCUUAUUUGCCACCAUCAUCCCCAAGGCCGACCUAUAUUACUAAAACUCCACCUCCUUAUCCUACACCGAUUUAUAGCAUAACGCCUAGCACAACAACGUACAAAACCCCAACGGGAAUUAUAGGACCUAGUCCUACUCUACCACCGGUAACUCAUAGACCAACAGGUUACAGUUAUCCGAUUCCAGAUAUCCCCUUUGAAUUUCGUAAACGAUGAUCAAAAUUGAAAUUCGUGUACGAUUUAGUCUGAACUAAAUGUAACAAACUAAAAAAAUUUAUCUACAAUUUUUUUGUUUGCCUUCCUUUUAUUUUUACACAUUUAUACGUAACAGGAAAUUACAUGUUAAUCGCCGUUAAUUUAAGAAAUCAUGCAGUCAGCGAAGUUUCUUCUUCGCGUAAAAUAAAUUUAUAGGAAUAUUGUCGAGUUACCAUCCAUGCUAGAAUUUAGAAGAAAUUUAAGCAGCAUAUAGAGCGUA